Arabidopsis thaliana (thale cress) is the source of this 1601-nucleotide messenger RNA. Its product is annotated as pantothenate kinase. The transcript is spliced from 12 exons. Gene Ontology annotation, biological process: coenzyme A biosynthetic process. The record is from RefSeq and is marked reviewed. Bases 271 to 1374 code for a protein of 367 amino acids. Gene Ontology annotation, molecular function: ATP binding. NCBI's taxonomy places the organism in Eukaryota, Viridiplantae, Streptophyta, Magnoliopsida, Brassicales, Brassicaceae.
UGCACUAUACAAAUGAACUAUAUACUAUGAUAGCUUACUAUCAGAAACGAAAACCACACAACAACGUAGGACUCGUCGAAGAGGAGAAUCCAAGAAGCUUGCUCUGCUUGGGAACGCGCGGCACAAGGAGGCAAGGAGGAUAAACGAGAAACGCUUGAAAGCAAUUAAAAUAAGGGUUUCCUCUUAACUUGCCAUUUUUCUGUUUUAAAGAAAAAUCACUUUUUUAUUCUACAGUGUUUCAUUUUCAUAUCUCACACGUACGAACGAAGAAUGGAGAGCGACUCCGAGAUGGUAGCGUUGCCUCUGUUACCGACUCCGAUAGAAUCGAACUACAGGGCUUGCACCAUUCCUUAUCGAUUCCCUUCUGAUAAUCCUAGAAAGGCUACUCCCACUGAGAUCUCCUGGAUCGAUCUCUUCUCCAAUUCCAUCCCUUCUUUCAAGGAACGUGCAGAGAGCGAUACAACCGUUCCAGAUGCUCCUGUUCGAGCUGAAAAGUUUGCCAAAAGGUAUGCGGAGAUUCUUGAGGACCUGAAGAAAGAUCCGGAGAGCCAUGGUGGUCCACCGGAUUGCAUUCUUCUCUGCAGAAUUCGUGAGCUGAUACUAAGAGAAUUGGGAUUUAGGGACAUAUUUAAGAAAGUUAAGGAUGAGGAGAAUGCAAAGGCAAUAUCACUAUUUCCUGAAGUUGUCCGUUUGAGUGAUGCUAUUAACGAUGAAGGCAAGCGCAUAGAGAAUCUGGUCAGAGGGAUAUUUGCUGGAAACAUCUUUGAUCUGGGUUCUGCACAGCUUGCUGAGGUUUUCUCAAAAGACGGCAUGUCCUUUUUGGCUAGCUGUCAGAACUUGGUUUCACGACCAUGGGUCAUUGAUGACUUGGAUAACUUUCAAGCUAGAUGGCUCAAGAAGCCUUGGAAGAAGGCUGUGAUAUUUGUCGAUAAUUCUGGUGCAGACAUAAUUUUGGGUAUCUUGCCCUUUGCUAGAGAAAUGCUACGUCUAGGAAUGCAGGUUGUACUGGCUGCUAAUGAGCUUCCGUCUAUCAACGAUGUAACUUAUAUCGAGCUUGCAGAGAUCUUGUCUAAGCUGAAUGAUGAAAAUGGACAAUUGAUGGGUGUUGAUACCUCAAAUCUUCUUAUUGCAAAUUCAGGGAAUGACUUACCGGUUAUUGAUCUUGCAAGAGUAUCACAGGAGGUUGCGUACCUCUCAAGCGAUGCAGACUUGGUCAUCUUAGAAGGCAUGGGCCGUGGAAUAGAGACAAACCUUUAUGCUCAGUUCAAGUGUGAUUCCCUCAAGAUCGGAAUGGUGAAGCAUCCAGAAGUAGCACAGUUUCUCGGAGGACGGCUUUAUGACUGUGUCAUCAAAUACAAUGAAGUUCAGAUUUAAUUAUAUUUCACACACAUUUUUACUAAACCAGCCAUUCAGUUUAUUAUAUUAAAAACUGUUAGGCUUUGUAAGUUAGAGAUCCAAUCUCUAUCUCUGCAUUCAGAUGUAAGAAUUGAAAACUCUUUCGACAUUCUUUAUCAAACACACACAAAAAGCACCAAUCUUUCUGAUUGGACCUUAUCUGGUAUUUGAAAGUUUCAUAUUUGUAGAGAACAUGAUCUUAUUGA